CAAUGACAAAAAAAAGGACAAGUUAGAGAUGGAGAGAGAGUGAAAUUAUGAGUCAUUGAAAAGAAAAGAGAGAAGCAAGUGGUUAGAGAGAGAGAGAGGAAAGGAAGGGUGUUAAGGAGAGGGUGAGAUGCUUUCGGCUAAGCUUGCUCAAACUGGCCUCGUCUAUGCUGUAUUGGGCAGUUGAGGAAUACAAAGAUCUUUGAACAUCUCCUUUACUACAUUUUUGCAACACCUACCUCUCUCUCUCUUCACUCGUCCUAGGUUUGAUUUUCUUCUCUCAAUUCCCAACCUCGCUAGCCGCAUCUCCAUUAUUUUAUUCUCAGACCGCGACAACAUACCCCAACACAAAUUAAAAACAAAAGAGAGAAAGCUUUGGUCUUUUCUCGGGAGAGUGGGAAUCACAAUCACAAACACAAACACAAACUCAAACACAAACCUUGGUGAAUGCUAGAAUGUGGGAUCUCAAUGACUCACCCGAUCAGAGGAAGCUCGACGAGGAAUCCGAAGGCUGUUCCUCCCUCAAGACUUCCAUCGACGGGGACGAUGAUAACAACAACAAAGGCAAAAGGGUUGGAUCUGUUUCCAAUUCCAGCUCUUCCGCGGUGGUCAUCGAGGACGGAUCAGAAGAAGAGGAAGAGGACGACGAAGAAGAACAUGGUGGUGGUGCUGGUGGUGGUGGAAGAAGAACAACCAUGAAGAAACGAAGCAGCAAGAUUUUCGGCUUUUCUGUCACCCCAGAUGAAGACUCCAUGGACAGUGACCUCCCACCUGUCACCAGGCAAUUUUUUCCGGUCGACGAUGCUGACGUGGCGGUUGCAUCCGGCGCUGCUACCGGAAGCUCCACGUUCCCUCGUGCUCACUGGGUCGGUGUCAAAUUUUGCCAAUCGGAAACACUCGGUGCUGGAAAAUCAGUCGAAGUUUCUCAGCCUAUGAAGAAGAGUCGCCGAGGACCAAGGUCGAGGAGUUCUCAGUAUAGAGGAGUCACCUUUUACCGAAGAACGGGUCGGUGGGAGUCUCAUAUAUGGGAUUGCGGAAAGCAAGUGUAUCUAGGUGGAUUUGACACAGCACAUGCAGCUGCUCGUGCGUAUGAUAGAGCGGCCAUUAAGUUCCGAGGAGUGGAGGCCGACAUAAACUUCAACAUUGAAGAUUAUGAAGACGACUUGAAGCAGAUGAGCAAUCUGACCAAGGAAGAGUUUGUACACGUGCUACGCCGACAAAGCACUGGAUUUCCGAGAGGGAGCUCCAAAUAUAGAGGUGUAACUUUGCACAAGUGUGGAAGAUGGGAGGCUCGAAUGGGCCAAUUUUUAGGGAAAAAGUACGUUUAUUUGGGUCUCUUUGACACCGAAAUUGAAGCUGCAAGGGCUUAUGACAAAGCAGCCAUAAAAUGCAACGGCAAAGAGGCUGUCACCAAUUUUGAUCCCAGCAUCUACGAGAACGAGCUUAAUUCCGAAUCCACAGGUAACGCUGCAGCAGAUCACAAUCUGGAUUUAAGUUUGGGCAAUUCAAGUUCAAAGCCUAGCAAUAAUCAAGCAUUGGGGAAUCACGCCUCAAAUGCUGCAACUGCAACCCAUGAUCAGCACCUGCCAUCUGAAUCUAAUUGGCGGAAUGGGGGAAGCAAGCCUAAGCUGGUGAAUAUACUCCCAAAACCAUGUCACAGAAGCAACAAUAAGGACGCACAUGGAAGGGAUGUGCACGGGGAGAGUGAAGCAUUGCGCAUGCUAAGUCAAACCCACCUUCAUUCUCCAGCCUCCAAUGAAAUGCAAAGAUAUGGUCCCUACAGGUCUCCUGGAGGAGAGUCUCAAAUGCUUCAAAAUUUUGCUCAUAUUCACCCACCAAAUUUUCAUUUUCCUAGCAGCAGCAUUGGAGGCCGUAUUGGAAGUGAUCUUUCAUUAUCACUGGCCGAUCAACAACAGUGGCAAUCCGGGCCUCCACAUUAUCUAGCAACUGCUGCAGCAUCAUCAGGAUUCCCACAACAGAUAAGACCCUCUUCUCAAGGUUGGCUGCAGAAAAAUGGGUUCCACACUCUCAUGAGACCCUCAUGACCCUAUAUAGAAAAAUUCUGCUUCGCCAGUUACAUUCAAAUAAUCUCAAUCUGCUCCCUAAGUAAUAUCACCCUCCUCAGCUCCACCAAAAAAAAUAUUGUUUUCUUUUCUUAGCAUGUAAAAAUGGAUGCAGUGUUAGACUGUGUCCAUGUCCAAGUCCAACCCAGCCCCUCCUUUAGGAAGCCCAUACAAGACCACAACUUUACUAUUGAGGUGAAAAGAAAGGAUAAAAGGAAAAAAAGAAUCCAAAUUGGGAACUUAUUACUGGUCUUGGUCUGGGUCAGUCAAACUAACAAACGGACGAAAUCUUUAACUAGAUAUUCUGGGCUCUGACUAAAAAUUAUGAUCUUAUAUAACUCUGAUUUAUUGCUUUUCUGCGUUAUGGUAUUUAUGACAGCACCUAUUCGUUUCUUAAUUUGGGAUGUAUUGCUAUCACAUACACAUGGUUGUCAAUUUGUUCCUUAUUUCUCUUUGGAUUGGGAUUGGUCUUGAAAACUUUUCCAAGGAAAGAUGCUAGCUUUGGUUGCUUUGAAGGGCAAUGCUGGCUUGUUUAGCUUGACAAAAAACGUUGAGACAAAUCUAGCUAAAGCUUAAACCAGCAAAAAGAUACAAAUAAAAAAUAAAAUUAUGAAGCGGAGAAUUGUGUAUCCAUAGGUGUAGGGUGGUGCUUGAGGCAGGGAAAUCAGAGAUACAAAAUGGUUUAUUUUCUGGUGUCUUGGAAAUAUCAUCGGAUGGUGAUGAAUAGUCUCCAUCAACGGUGUCCUUUGAAUCAGUUCUCUCGGCCAAAAGCAGUCAGACAAAGCCAUUAUGAUGAGAGGGACCUAUCAUUGUUCGUCUAAAGCUUCAAAAGGACACUGAUACAUGGAGUGAGAGAGAGAAAAAGAAGCGACCAAAAGGGUAUAAUGGCGAAGGGGUUUGAUGGGGGUUAAGUUUAACGCUUUAACCGGCUCCGCCAGUUUUAACCUUUACGACAAAACAGAAAAGUAAGUGCAUAAUAACAAUGUUAAUUAAAAGCAAAAACAGGUGUUUGUUUUAUCAUAUAAUAUAAUAUGAUGUGCAAUGUACUUUUGUGGAGCAGAGGCUUCAUUGGUUAAUGUAUUGGUUGGGUUCAA
Messenger RNA from Cajanus cajan (pigeon pea), 3154 nucleotides. Its product is annotated as floral homeotic protein APETALA 2. Gene Ontology annotation, molecular function: DNA binding; DNA-binding transcription factor activity. NCBI's taxonomy places the organism in Eukaryota, Viridiplantae, Streptophyta, Magnoliopsida, Fabales, Fabaceae. Gene Ontology annotation, biological process: regulation of DNA-templated transcription. The record is from RefSeq and is a predicted model, not a curated record.